Molecule: messenger RNA, 3174 nt
Organism: Osmia lignaria (orchard mason bee)
Lineage: Eukaryota; Metazoa; Arthropoda; Insecta; Hymenoptera; Megachilidae
Source: RefSeq, a predicted model, not a curated record
ACGAUCUUCGGAUGGGUAGUCCUCGGACCCCUCGUCACCGGAUCACCUCACGGAGAGAAGGUAGCUCUCCACGGAACAGCUGAUCAUGAGCUCCACGAGCUCCUCACCAUAUUUUGGAUUCAAGAAGAAGUCCCAUCCAAACCUUCUCAAGCGCUCACUCCGGAAGAGCAGGAAUGUGAGGCACACUUCGCUCGCACCCACUCUCGAGACUCCUCUGGGCGCUAUAUGGUGCGACUCCUUCUGCUGGGGCCUCGGACUCACCUCGGUGACUCUUACGAGACAGCUUUUCGAGCCCUUCGACGGAUUCAACGGCGCUGUACAGUCAACCAAGCAUUCGGACGCCUCUACAAGGAGUUCCUGCAGGAGUAUGAAGACCUCGGCCACAUGCAACCAGCCUCGGAAGCCUCCUUGGGCACCUCCACGAUCUUCUACCUCCCACAUCACGGGGUUUUAACCCCCAAGGGUUCUUAGCAGAAAUUACGGAUCGUAUUCAACGGCUCCAGCGCAACCUCAUCGGGAACUUCCCUCAACGACCUCAUGCACACGGGUGCUAAGCUACAACUAGAUAUCUCGGACGUCUUCCUGCGGUUCAGACGGUUCCGGUACGUGUUCACCACGGACAUCGUGAAGAUGUUUCGACAAGUUGCUGUACAUCCGGAUGAUUGGGACCUCCAGCGCAUCCUUUGGUCGGAUUCUCAAGGGAAGACGGUCAGUUAUCAGUUGACUAUGGUCACCUACGGCACUCGAUCGGUUCCAUUCCUGGCAGCAAGAGCUCUGCUGCAACCCGUCCAAGAUGAAGGUCACCGGUACCCCCUCGCGGUAGCUCCACUCCUCAAGGGUCGCUACGUGGACGACAUCCUCGGAAGAGGCGACACGGCCAAGGAAGCCGAGGCAGUCGCGUUACAGCUGACUCAGCUCUGUAUGGCGGGCGGGUUCCCGCUUCAAAAAUGGACCAGCAACUGUCCAGAGCUCCUCAAGGUUAUCUCCGGAGACGGCGAUACCUCUCGCUCUGUCUUGGACUUUUCCGAUCUCAGCACGAAGAUUUUGGGGUUAUCCUGGCAGCCUUUGGCGGAUCACUUCUGGUUCUCCGCUGCACUGACCUUUCGAAAUGCAGUGAAGAAACGGACCAUCUUCUCCGAAGUCGCACACCUGUUCGAUAAGCUCGGCUUCCUCGCAACCCUCACGAUACGGGCGAAAAUUCUCGUCCAGGGGCUGUGACUGGAGCAUCUUGGAUGGGACGAACCACUCCCUCCCACCACGGCUUUCCGCUGGACAACCUUCAGAACGGAGCUACAGGACCUCGUAGACCUCCACAUUCCUCGCUGGUUCAACCUCACCCCGCAAGCUCGAGUUGAGAUACACGGCUUCUCAAACGCCUCGCAACACGCAUUGGUCGCUCUCGUAUAUCUUCGGAUCUCAUCUUCUACGUCGCCGACGAUCCUCUCUCUGGUCUACGCCAAGACCAAGGUGGCGCCCCUCAAGAGACUUACCAUCCCUCGGCUAGAGUUGACGGCCGCUCUCCUCGCAAAGCUUGCGAGAUAUGUACGGGAUACCCUCGAGCUUUCCUCUGCACCGGUACACCUCUAGAUGGACUCCGCUGUCGCGCUGACUUGGAUCAGCCAUCACCCCUCGAGAUGGAAGGAAUUUGUACGGAAUAGAGUCGAGGCAAUUCAAGACGCCGCGCCGUACCUGCCGCCCGUUGGAAGUUCAUCUCAGGGCGAGACAACCCAGCUGACUGCGGAUCUCGGGGUCUAACACCUACCCAGCUGAAAAACCACACGCUGUGGUGGAUGAGACCAGACUGGUUGAAGGCACCUCCCCAGGAGUGGCCGACGGGUCAAUCAACACCUCAUCCAGACGCAUCAAUUGAAGAAAGACCUCAGGUAACCCACGUUGCCACAGUGGGCCAACACCCUUUCCUCCUGCACCUCAUUGAACGAUAUCCUUCCCUCACCCGACUCUUCAGGGUUGUUGCGACGUGCCACAGAGUGGCAGCGCGCCUCCGUCGAUUACCGAACUCCUCAUUGAACAUUUCUCUCUCUCCAAGGGACCUCGCGAGCGCACAGUCCUCCCUCAUCCGAGCCACUCAAGGCUUUCACUUCUCCUCUGAACUGCGGACUCCCCUCGCGGGCGGAACCCUCCCUCGAGCACAUCCGCUAUCUCGAUUGACCGCCUUCGUUGAACGUGAUGGCAUCCUCCGAGUUGGUGGCCGCCUUCAACACACACCUCUGGACUCUGACGCUCGACAUCCAGCGAUUCUACCCAAGGAAACAAUUUCGGCGGAUCUCGUCAUCAAGGACGCGCAUCUGCGCACCCUUCACAGUGGCACACAGGCGACCCUGGCACACCUCCCGCGAUCCUAAUGGAUUUUAGGCGGCCGUGCUCCGGUGAGGGCUCACAUCCUUCGAUGCGUACGAUGCGCCCGUUUCCGGGGCCUUCAAGCCGCGCAAUUAAUAGGCCAGUUACCUCCCGCUCGGGUCACUCCAUCAAGGGCCUUCCUCAACACCGGCGUGGGCUACGCUGGACUGGUGCUCCUCCGCACAUGGAAAGCGAGAGGAGCGAAAACCUUCAAGGGCUGGAUUGGGUAAUCUUCGUCUGCUUUGCCACCUCUGCCGUCCACCUCGAGCUGAUCUCGGACUACUCCUCGGACGGGGUCCUCGCUGCCUAUCGGAGAUUCGUCAGCCGUCGCGGCAUCUGGCAGACAUUAUUCAGCGAUUGUGGCACCAAUUUUCAAGGCGCCGACGCAGAGCUGCGACGACUGUUUUCCUCUGCCUCGAAGGAGCUCCACGAGCUGGCAGGACGGCUCGCCAAUGACGGGACCAAAUGGAAAUUCAACCCUCCAACAGCCCCUCAUUUCGGGGGAAAAUGGGAAGCAGUAGUCCGCUCCGUCAAGCACCACCUCCGGCGGACUAUUGGAGACACACUUCUCACCUUUGAAGAGCUCACUACCCUAUUAACUCAGUUCACCCAGAAGAACAAUAUGUCAGCAUUAAAAACCAUUUGGAUUUUUUCAUUUCAAACAAGAAAUACGACCAGCAGCAUCCUUCCCGCCAAUUGGAGGCAGCAGUGGAAACUGGAAAGGCGUUCCGCGAAUCGGUUGAUAAUUUGGCUAUGUUGUACAAUUUGAUAACAAAACAAAUUUUUUUGAACACAUUAAAUAUAUGUUUAAAUAUA